GGCUCGCGCCCCGCCGGCGCCCGAGGCCAGCUUCGCUCUCAAGAUAGCCGAAGGAAGAUGGCUUCGGUUCUGACGUCGCCCAGCCGGUGAAUAGGACGCCGCCCUAUCAUACGUUUCCCUAGGUUCUUAGUCCCUCCCACUCUCCCGCCCUCACGGGCGGAGCAGGCGCACUUGAGGGCAGGAGGGGAACGGUCACCCGGCUCUUUUCGUCCCCUCCCCCUCCGCCUCAGUCCUUUCUCAGAUCCGUCAGUCAGGCUGGGCGGGCGGCUCGGAAGGGCGUCGCGAGGCGCGGGGGGCGUCUGAAGGAAACCGAGGCUGCCGAGAGGCAACCCCCCCCCACGCCUCCAUCUUCCUCCUCCUCCGGCCGCAGCGAUGAAGAUCUGGACCUCUGAGCACACCUUCGAGUGAGUAGCGGGUGGCAAGAUGCCGGGUUAAAGCGGGGAGGGGUCGGGCGCAGCGGGAACUCGACCUCUGAGGGGGCACCCGAGGAGCAUCUCCUUUGGGGCAAGGCGCGGGCGGCUUUGACUUCACUUAGGGGGUGGAGAGGGGCAGGGGCGCGCUGACCUUUAAGGGGUUCCCCCUCCACCCCCUAAUUAUCCCACACGCACCCCCGAAACAGCUGCCUUGGGGAAGAGGGCGUCUGAUCAUCUUUUGGGGGGUUAAGGUUCGUACUACUCCACAGAAGUGCAUGCGCUUCUUCUCCCUCUCUUGCCCCCAUUUCCCCAGCGAAUUGAUUGUCCCCAGCUCUGUUUUGUUCACCUAUGGAAACCUUUCAAAUGAGGCAUAAAGAAGAAGAAGGGGGGGAUCUAUUGUCGGUAUUCAGGGGCUGCUGACAACCUUUUCCAUUGCCAAGGUUGGCUUGAGGGUAUAGUAGCAGCAGCACCCAUCUCGACCUUCUUGUCUUUCUCUUCUCUCCACCCCCCAAAAAAAAUCUCUUAGGGAAUUUUUUUUAUUUUUAAAAAAGCUGCAACGAUGUGGGUUUUAAGAGGAAGAAUUGAAUGCAGAAGAAAAGUGGACUCCUUCUUGUUUUUCACAGGUACUCCGCUGGAUGCUUAAUUCAGUGAAGAAGCAUUACAUCAUAUUUUGCAGUGCAUAGUUGGUAUAUUUCUUCCCAUGUGGCUGCGGCUAAGCAACUGUCCUGAGGAUUAGUGCAAUUUUCUUGUCCACAUUUUCUAUGCUGAUGGUAGCCUGCCACCUUCUUGGGUCUGCCGUGGCCAAAUCCUCUUCUGCAGUGUUCUUAGGGUUUCUUCCGCUCCUUGGUGUAAGGAAAUGCAGGCUGGAAAAUGGGUGCUGAAGAACUGCAUCAGGCGCCUCCCCCGCUCUGCAAGCAGUGAAAGGCCUUCCUUUCAUUCUGUGCAGGCAGCACGAGUUUAGCCAUGCUCUGUUCCAGCAGUUGCUGUUUGAAAAACAUGUUUUUCACCGACUGCUGCAGUUGCUAGGUUUGGCCAUGUGUUGGUUUUAUUGAGUUUUCUUUUGCUCAUUAUAAAAGUCCAAGGAUCCAAGCAGCAUUUGGGGUUGAAAUGUAUUCAGGGCUCUGUCUUGGUUCUCCCAGAAUUUGAAUGUAUAUGAUUUUGGAGUUGUAUCUUAGGCUUUGUAGUGCUCUUCUUUCUUUUGUGACCAACCUGAUCUUUAAGCUGCUUUUGAGACUCUUCAUUUUUGCUUAUUUUUUAUUAUGCUUUUUGCACGGUUUACAUUAUAUAGUACUUGAAAGAGAAUUCCUUGAGAAUUCAAUGACAAUAGUAUGUGGUGAAUUGGUUGGCUCAGGUUCUUAGCUAAAUCUGAGACUAUCUGCAGAGCUUAUUCCUAUGUAACUAACUGAAAAGUGCUUAUCUUCGUUUUUGUUUUUAUUUGACAGCCACCCUUGGGAGACAGUUACUACAGCUGCUAUGCAGAAAUAUCCAAAUCCCAUGAAUCCCAGUGUGGUUGGAGUAGAUGUUCUGGACCGGCAUGUAGAUCCCAAUGGAAAGUUACAUAGCCACAGGUUGCUCAGUACCGAAUGGGGGAUGCCAUCAAUUGUAAAAUCAGUACGUGUCCAUUCAGGAUGCAGGACAAAUAUCUGACUUACUUUGAAAUUACAUGCAUUUGACCUUGGUUUUUAUAAAAUACAGUGUAAUGACCUUCUCUGAAAGUGGUAUUUGGGGAUCAGGUUAGCUUUGCAUUUCACACUUUCACAAUACAUUAUUUGGAUUUUCCUGAACUGUUCAGGGUGCAAAUUAGUAAUUUCUGUUGGGUUUAUUUACACCAUAAUUACAUUGUAUUUAGACCUGGAAGGAACUGGUGGCUUUGUUGAAAGGUGCUGUCCAUUCAUUUAGCAUUUUAUAAUAGCAGCUGAAGCAUUUGAUAAAUCUGUGUGUAUAUUUAAUGAAUUAAUAAAGCGAGAGUCCAUCAAUCCACUAGCACUCCAAACUGCUGCCUCCUACAGAAGUCAGAACCUCUUUGUGUCAUCCACUCCAGCAUGUUCUAGUCAGCAUAUUUCAGGAAGCACUUAUCCACUUCAUUUGCAUUGAUUGAUAGACUGAGUGUUCCCACUUAAUUAAAAUAAAUAAAUUCAGCUGGUUAAAUCCUUUUAAUAUCUGAGUUGGUGGGGGGCGUUUAAGUGAAUGGCUCUGUUCGGAUGUAACAGAAAGCCCAUAGUUUCCUGUUAUGAGAAAAGGACUGCAUGAGCCUUAGGCUUUUUCAGCUAGUCACGAAUAAGGAAAGGGAAGAAGUGGAGAAGACCUUUACAAUUACAAUAAUGUUCAGGUAAAGGCGAAAAACAACACAAGGAGCAGAAAUUAGAUCGUGAUUCAGGCACAUGAAAUGGAACAAGCCAUGUGCACUAAACUGGCAACUACUGAAUAUACAUCUCAAGAUCUAACUAGAUAUCUUUAAUUUUUGUCCUGUCUUGUACUCAUGUUGGUAAUGAAAAUAGUUCUGAAAUAUAUAAUGCCUGAUGUUUCUCUCCUAGCUUAUUGGUGCUUGUAGAACAAGGACAUAUGUACAAGAACACUCCAUAGUUGACCCAGUAGAGAAAGUACUGGAGCUCAAUUCUACUAAUGUAAGUAUUAAUAAAACUGUAAUCUUUACACUUUAGUUCAUGCAUGCAAAAAUUUAUGGGAAGUUUUUUGUAGACUUUUAUUUGAACAUAUAAAACGUACUUAGAUCUUUUGUGGAGCUGUUCUGACAUUUCUUGUUCAUAAACUGAAUGAACAAGGAAGACACUACUUAGUGCUACACACAAAUGUGACUUUUCCCUCAGAUGUUUUUGUGCCAUGUUAUACUGACUUGUACUUAUUUUGUGGACUGUCAAUAUGACAGUCUUUUGUGACUCUGGCAACAUUUAGCAUCAGGGAUUUGUUUCCAGAUCCUACUGCAUUAUAUGUGAGUUAGGGGGAAUGUAGUAAUGUCUACCUUAGAGAAGACUGUUGUAAUAUCGUGAAAAUACUGUGCCCCAGUUGUAGUGGCUUCAGAUGCCAUAAGUGCACAGCCCUUUACAUAUCUUACUGAAUUUUAUAACAGGAAGAUUUGCUAUAUAAAUUAAUUUUUUUUCUAGAAUUUGUUUGAAUUUGAAUAUUCAAGUUAAGUAUAUAUUAGAGAAAGACAAAAAGUUAAGAUUUGAAAAAGAAAUAUCAAAAUUCGAUAAAUAUUUAAUACAAGAAAAAUCAAAAAAUAUAUCUAAACUGUAUAAUCUGAUCUUAGAGUGGGAAACAAAGGAUGAAUUGGUUAAAGCAUCCAUGAUUAAAUGGGUGCAAGAUAUUGGGAAAAAUAUUCUGUUUGAACAAUGGGAAAAAUUGUGGAAAGAAGAUACGAAAUUCACUAUGUGUUAUAUAUUGAAAGAAAAUUACCUUAAAAUACAACAUAGAUGGUAUUUAACACUGGAAAGAAUAGCAAAAAUGAAUAAAAAUUGUAGUGAUGUAUGCUGGCGAUGCAACACUGGAAAAGGUACUAUGAUACAUAUAUGGUGGAAUUGUUUAAACAUCAAACAAUUUUGGGAAACAAUAUAUAACGAAAUGGAAAAAAAUGUUUAGAUAUACAUUUAGGAAAACACCAGAAGGAUUUCUAUUGGGAAUAGUACCAGAAAGUCUAAAGGAAGAAGACAAGACAUUAUAUUUGUACGCAACAGUAGCCGCAAGGCUAUUGAUUGCAAAAAAUUGGAAAAGUGGUAUUAUACCGACAAAAAUAGAGUGGCUUGCCAAAUUAUUGGAGUACUACAAUAUAUCCAAAACAAUGGGAGAAAUUGGAAGGAUCUCAAAAGAGAAGAUAGACAGGGAUUGGAAGGUGUUUAAAGGAUACUUGCAAAACCAUAUUGAAAAAUCAGAACUAUUAGAAUAAACAAGUUCCGUUUUAAAUACUGAAAAACUAAAUAAGAUGGAUAACAAUGUGUAAUAGAAAAAGAAGCUUGAAAUUAAGUUAAAGGUGUGUGAAAGAAAGAAAUAGAAGUGGGAAGAAAUUGCAAUUGAGUAGAUUGGAUGUCUAACACAAAGGUGGGGUGAGGGGUGGUGGAUGGUGAUGGGAAAAGGAAUUAUCUGUGGGACUGAAUGUAGGUAUGUUUGUAUAUAUUUAAGGAUUGUAUGAAAUGUAUGUUGGUAUGCUUGUAUAUUCGCAAUAUGUGUGUAUUAAUGCUGAAUUAUUUUAACAAUAAAAACUUUAAAAAAUUCUAGAUUUCGUUUACAAAUCUGGUGUCAGUAGAUGAGAGAUUAAUCUAUAAACCACAUCCUGAAAAGCCAGAAAAGUAAGUAAUUGAUUUCUUCAGAGUUUUACUUUAAACCAUGGGUAGGGAAUCUAUGGUCUACAAGCCUAAUUAGGCCCAGCACAGGCCCCAGAUGGGCCCAUGAGGCAAUUUUCCCCAAGCCACACCUACCUGCUUCACUCUUAACAUCAUAUGUGAUAUCAGGUAAGGAACUAGUGCCUACCAUUGCACAGUUCAGAAUGUUAAAAGUGAGCUCCCAUUUUAUCCCACUGGCUGGAUCUGGUUCCCCAUUCUUGCUCUAGACCAGUGGUUCUCAAACCUUUUUCUUUGGGCCACACUUUCAGAAUAAAAUUUUGCUUGCACCACACUGUUUUUUUAAUUGAUAAGAAAUACAUUGGAAAACAAAAAGAAACAACUAACAAUGCGUGAUUUAUAACAUAGAAGACAACUACUUUAUAAUACGGUCAUGGGACAUCCAGAAAGUAUAAAACAAUGCAGCUACAUAGGAACACGAAUCGUUCCCAAAAUAGAGUAGUGAUUGCCCUUUAAUCUUCCUGCCCAACUUGCCAUCCUCCUGCCACACCAGUGGGGUACGCUAUGAGAACCACUGCACUAGACAUUCAUUUAAAUUUAUAGUCUGAGGAUUGUGAGUAGGUGACAUUCAAAAUGACCGAAACAAGCUUUAUUUCUACCAUGGUUUCUUGUAAUGAAUGUAAUCCCAUUUGCUAGGAUUGCUGGCGCUGGGUGUUUUCAGUAAUGGCAUAUUAAUGUCUCUUUAGGUAGGAUAAGAACCUGUUAUGUUAUCGUGCCACCCCUUGACUGUUCUCCUGUUAUUAUUGUCUACUGUCUAAUGUUAAAGGAUAUAGGUGCCUUUGCCUAAGUAAGCCUCAUUCUCAUUUCCUUGUUUCCAUUUUUCUCUUGAUUGCUAUAACUGACGUCAAACAAUUACUCACCUUGAAAACUUGCAGAGCUGUGCACGGCAAUCUGGUUCCGUGGUUGUGUGUAACUGCUCGAUUCCAUGGAAAGGAGGAAAUGACAAAUGGUGCUGUAAGAGUGGUGGUUAAAUUUCUUCCACAGAUUCCCACUCUUACCAUUAAUGUGUACAAUUGUGGAAUAUUGGCAUUUCAGUAUUCUAGAGCAAACUAUUGCUUAAUCUCCUCAUGAUGACUUUGUUUUUGUUUGCUCCAGCUCUUAUAAAACUAUUUGCUCCUUUUUAAAAUAGUUGAUUAGUUAAUAGCAGAGCACCUAACUAUACUUUGACGCAGCUGUGCUAUUUUGGAAUAUGUUACUGCAGUAACAAAAAUUUGAGAAGUAAGUUGGUAAACCAUUAUUCUUUUUUUCCUUAGAACCAUUUUGACCCAAGAAGCAACGAUUUGUGUGAAAGGGGUUAGUGUCAGCAGUUACCUGGAAGGACUAAUGGAGAACACAAUCUCUUCUAAUGCUAAAAAAGUAUGUAGUCAGCUUUUAUGAGGUGUAAAAAAGGGAGAUGGAGAUCUUUUAGAAUUUGCAUGCAAUGCAGUGCUGUUGCAGCUGAGUGAGAACUUGCAGAAUUCCUAGGUCAAAUUGACAGUAAGUGUACUACAUAGUUGUAGACAAAGAACCAAUCACUUAGGCCCUGAUAAUGCAGAAUGGAAAUAAUACUAAUCUACCUUAGUUGGCUGUAACUACCAUGUGGAGAUAGAACCAGUAGACGGUGGGGACCAUGAAGGCUCCAGCUGCAUCUAGAUUGAGAAAUGUGAGUUGAUUGGCUAGUUUAAAGUGUUGGGUUGUCAAUGGGUCUAAUACAUCCAUGAAUGUUCUAAGCCAUAUCAGGGACUCUGGUAAAAAAAAUAAAAAAUCAGGCUUUACAGGUCAAAACCAGUACUUUAAACUGGGCUCAGAAACUAAUUGUCAGCAAUUAGCUGUAGCACUGUGGGUUAAACCACAGAGCCUAGGGCUUGCUGAUCAGAAAGUUGGCGGUUCGAAUCCCCGCAACAGGGUGAGCUCCCGUUGCUCCUGCCAACCUAGCAGUUCGAAAGCACAUCAAAGUGCAAGCAGAUAAAUAGGUACCGCUCCGACAGGAAGGUAAACGGCCUUUCCAUGCGCUGCUCUGGUUCGCCAGAAGUGGCUUAGUCAUGCUGGCCACAUGACCCGGAAGCUGUACGCCGGCUCCCUCAGCCAGUAAAGCAAGAUGAGCAUUGCAACCCCAGAGUCGGUCACGACUGGACCUAAUGGUCAGGGGUCCCUUUACCUGUGGGCCAGGGUUGGUAUUAUGUGCUGAAACCAUCUUGCCCAACCUGGCUGCUGAAUUCUGCCUCAGUUACAGUUUCCAAACAAUCUUCAGAGGCAGCCCCAUAUAUAAUGUGUUGUAGUUAACAGUUAAAUAGUUAACUGCAGUGUAUAUAGGUGAAUUGCAGACUAAAGAGCUCUUUAGCUGGAGGUGAAAAACUCAAAUUCAAAGAGCUUUUUGAGCUCUAGUGUAUUUAGUUCAUUGCCUCACAUAGGAGUUAAUUCCCCAUCUUUCAAAAACCAUUUACUAUGUAGCCUAAGUGAGUUCUGCUCAGGGAAUGAAUCCAAAAGCCAUUGGAAACUGCAGGAAGACAAUAUUAACUCUGCCUUGACCUGAUCUGCCUGACUUGUGAUAAAUACAACCAAAAAAUCCUCUACAAACAGGAAAGUCUCUUGAAAUUGCAUCUAAAACUUAAAUUGCACCUGAUUAAUGCAUCCAGGAAGAGUGUUCCAAAGUCUGGUAGCUUCCACAGAAAAGGCCCUAUUCUCUAGGUGGAAAGGCACGGAAUAGAGCUGCUGUCUAAUAUUAGAGCAGGCAAUCCUUAAACCAUGUGUGGUGUGUUUAUUACAAGGCCUAGCUGGCACUAAAGCAUUAAGUAUUAGGCCAGACAAUUAACUUUAGGUUAGAAUAAAAUUGCUCUGCUUGUAUUUUAUUACUUCAUUUAUGUUACAUACAUUUUUGCAAUGCAGGCUAGAUAUAUUGCAUGUCUCCUCCAUUUCUUGACUAGAUAGGAAAUUAGAACAUUUUUAAUCAAGAUGUGUGUGUUCUCAGGGACGUGAAGCUCUAGAAUGGGUGAUCAACAAACUGAAUGCCGAAAUAGAGGAAUUCACUUCUUCAGCAAGAGGAAACAUGAGGUCUUCUAUGGCAGCCGCAGCCUUUAUGGAGAAAUAAAAUAUAGCUAUAUUUGUCUAUAUCAGGCCUGAACAUAUGAAGCAAGCUGUUGUAAACUUCCUUCAAGAUGGAAAUAUUUAUUCUUCUAUCUAUUGAAAAGAAAGAAGACCUGUAGAUUAGAUUUUUCAAUUAAAAACCUGGAGAGAAGUUGCAUACGUUCAUACAUGAAGGUAGUAGGCAGGACUCAGUUCCGUUCAACUGUAUUACUUUCAGCUGAAAUAAUCUGAACUUUCAAUUCCUGCAAACACAGGAAGUAUCUUAAAGUUACAACCUAUAAUAGGCCUCCAAUAGAACAAACUGGAAGGUUAAUCUAUUGUUAACCCCAUCUUUGAUAGAAUUCAGGUUUUCCUAGACUCUGUUACUUUUGGGACCCAAAUUAAGAUGAAUUAUCCUGGGCACAGUAGCUUGGGUAGUUGGCAGAACAUUGGUUAUUACUUGAAAUAUGAUUGUUUAUAUUAAAAUGCUGCUUUGUAUGCUGCUGUCAUGAGUGUUACAAUUUGCUAACAUGAAAAGUGUGGUACAUAGCAUUUGUUCCCUUACCUUAAAGCUUUGCUCUGUUUAAGAAAUGCUUCAUAAUUUUGAAGGAUUAACCAGCUAAAGAUUUGUACUAGGCAAAUUAUGAGUUUGGCAGAAGCUGCAUGAUAUAUAACUAAGGGGGUAAAUUUGUUCAGAAAUCCACUAUUUUAGUUUUGUAGAUCGACUUCAAAAAGGUACUGUAACAGUUGCAAAAUGUAAUUUUGUUAUAUGCUCAUUCUUUGGUUUUGCAGCUUCAAGAAACUGGAAGUAAUAUAAAUAUGUAAACUCUGAGAUAGAAGUAUUUGUUCCAUUUCAAGUGUACGGUAACAUUGUUAAAUGAAUUGCAUAAUGAUUUAUAUGCUUGCUCAGCAGGACAUCAUGGACUAUUAACAUUUCUUAAAUAGUAAUUUGUGCUUCUGUCUCCUAUAAGGAACAAAAUGUGACAGGUUGCUUAAUCUUGUCAGUAUUCUUUAAUUCCAUAUCUAAAAUAAUGGUGAGAUUGCAAUAUUCUUCCUGUUCUUCACAGAGGAAUAUUUCUAGAGGUGAAAGUUGAGAAUGGAAUACAAAACCCAAACGGAAGGCUUUAUAACAUGGAUAUUGUGUGAAAUAAAAAUAGCAGUGGAAACAGAGUAGUGCUGUUGUAGAGGAGGGCCCAUUAAAAUUUCUGUAUAAGGUACCUUUCAUAUGAAGGACUGAAGAGGUAGAAGCCUAUUAUCUCCCUGAAGAUACUACACCAAGUAGUAAUUGGCAUAACUAAUGGGUUGCAAGUUCAUUUUGCAAUCUCUAAUUCUGUAGAUCUCAUUUAUAUAUUGAGAACAGUUACAGAAGUGUGCUUGUGCAUGCAAUUUUCUAUGCCAUAUGAGCAUAUGUCAGUAAUACAGAACUAGCACUAGUUUUGAGUGCUUAUUUAGAUAGAAAUGUAUCCUUGAAUCUUCGAAUGGGGGAAAGCGGAAGGAAGAAAACCUGUGAAUAUGCCUAAGGUUACAAAUGUUUACUUGCAUAUUUAAAUUUUAAAUAUUUUUGUACUUUUUCUUUAUUGCAUUUGUAAAAGCAUCAGUUUUUUUUAUAUAUUUGAGAAUGUUCUUAACUUAAUUAAAACGUUGUCAAUGUUUGAUAUUCAAAACUGUGUUUUAAUUUUGGUGCAUAGUAACUGUUGUGAUAAAAAAAGUCACAGCAUUUAAAUAUUGAGUAAUUAUUUCAAAGCUUGUAUAUUUUAUCUUUAAUUUGCUAUGAUCGUUUUCAUAAUUUGAGAGGAAUUUUGGGAAUGGAGAUUAGAAUUCUUAGGUGUUAGGCCUGCAAAAGCCUGUGCAAACUUUACUGUCUAGAGCAGAUGUUCCUAAACUUUGGUAUAACAUGCUCUUUCUACUGAAGUAUAUGCUGAGCGUAUGCAAUAUUCUUCUUAAAAAGUCAUCCCCAACCUUCUUCAGCCCUUGGAAAAUGCUUAUGUGCAGAUCAUCCCCUCUUUCUUGCAUGCUACUUUUUCAUUUUAGGGAAGAAAAAAGCACAGCAGCAAAGAGGAUGGUGUCAGAGUUGCAGCUGUGCUCAGAUUAGUUUCUCUUACAUGCCUUGUGAUUUCCGAAAUCAACAGAAGCUACCUUCUUAAAAUUUACCAAAGUGUACAUUUCAUUAGAGCAAUCAGCAAUCAGUCAUCACUGUAAUUCCUGUCCCAGUCUUCUUGUCUCAUGAGGAAAAUGUUAUGUUAUGGCAGUGGGGCAGCCACAUAGGUAUGCUCUAUAAGGCAGGGGUUAAUUUGGAAAGAAACAGAAGAGGGAAAUAGGCAGGGGGCAAGACUGUAUGGAGAAUUGGCAGCCACACAAGCAUCUUCUGUGCUUCCUGUUAACCUGGAUACAAUAGAAAAUUCAUGGAUGGUUGCUCAGAGAUAACAGGUAAUUCUCUCUUUAUGCUAAUAGCUUUAGCAUAAGUUUCAUUGCAGGUGGGGGGGUGGGGAGAAGAGAACUUUCACCCGUGUCAUGGUCCUGAUCUGGAUCAAAGCCCUUGUGGCUUCUAUUUUAAAAAGAAAAUUUGCACACCUGCAAAAAUGAGGGCACCAUGCUAAGCUCGGCCAGUCUAAUGGCGGAUGGAAAGUGAUAGGAGAGAGUUGUCAUUCAUUGCUGAUGAAGCUUUUGCUCUAGCACACAGAUGGGGGUGGUGGCCCUUGAGAUGUUCUUAUGCUAUGAUUCCUAUCGUCUGUAACCAUUGGCCAUAUUGGCUAAGGCUGAUGAGAUUUCGAGUCCAGCAACGUCUUGGGGGGGGGCACAGGUUCUCCACCUCUGCUCCAACACGAGCACUGCUGACCACAGCCUCAUGAUAUUACCUCUGGUGUUGGCUGACUGGUGACCUCAGGACUCUGCAUCCAGGCCAACAAUUUGCAGUCCUACUUGAGAGUAAGGGGUUCCAUCAAGUAAUUCGAUGUCCUCAUUACAAUGACUUCCAAAUAAAAGCUGAUAUCGAAAGACGAUGAGAGCAACACCCAAUCAUCUCUGUAUUAGGGACUCUACUUGCCCUACAACAUUCCUAGAUACACAGUUAAUUUUAAAAGGUAAAGUGGGAGCAGGAAGAAAAGAUUAAGAUGUCACAGGCUGGGAUGGAAAACAUAGGACCAGGUGAUGAAGAGAGGAAUCCACUUAGCUGUAGAGCGAGGAGCAAUAAUGCAUUAUUGGAUGGGGAAAGAGAGGCAGUUAUCCGAGACUUCUCCCAAGCAGGUGGUUCCUAGCAAUACUUGGCAAUUUAUUUUCUGCUGUAAGCUCCAAACAAGUGCAAUCAACUUCCAAUGCUUCAAGGCUCUAGUGAUUUUCUGAAAUGUAUACAAUACAUCCUGUUCAGUCUAUGCCAGCAGAAAUGACAGAGCCACCUGCCUUUACCUACUAAGUAAGCACUGCAAGGGGGACCCUGAACUGUUUCCAGCUCAAAUUGGUUGCUGGGUUUGCAUUUUCCCCUCUUCCCUCCACUCCUUUUGAGUCAUGCCUUCUAGAUCGUAAACCUGCAGGCAAGGAUUGUCUUGUUUUAAUUAUGUAAGCCACUCUGCAAAGAGUGGUGUACAAAUGUUCUUAAUAGUAAUACUAAAUGAUGAUGAUAAUUAAUAAAUAAUACAAGCUUC
Podarcis lilfordi (Lilford's wall lizard) is the source of this 11442-nucleotide messenger RNA. NCBI's taxonomy places the organism in Eukaryota, Metazoa, Chordata, Lepidosauria, Squamata, Lacertidae. The record is from the annotation of a GenBank genome assembly.